AUCAACCUUUGUGCAAUUCCCACAUCUUUGAAAUACGUACCAACUGUUCGAGCCUACUGGAUAUUCAAUACAUACUCUCAUUAUAUCACGCACUAUCUCGUGGGACCGAAUCACGAAACCACUUCCACUUCACAAAUCCAGAAAGCUUUAUUCGCAAAAAUGGCCGACUUCCAAGCAAAAUCCGAUGUCUUCCUGAAUUGGUUCAAAUCUCAAUCUGGAGCCACAUAUGAUUCUAGACUUCAACUCACCGACCUGCGGGACAGAGGUGCCGGAAGAGGUAUCAUCGCCACUUCAGACAUCCCCGCCGAAACAGACCUCUUCACAAUCCCGAGAAAGAGUGUCAUCAGUGUCGAGAACUCGGAGCUUUCGAAAAAGUUGCCAAGUAUUUUUACUGGUCUGAAGAACUUGGAUGCUGAUGGUGAUGAUGGUAUGGCUGAUGGAGACGAUGAAGAGGAGAGCUUGAGCAUGCCUGAUCCCUGGUUGGAUCUGAUUAUGGUUAUGGUGUACGAGUAUCUGCAGGGUGACAACUCUGCUUGGAAGACUUACUUCGAAGUUUUGCCUAACUCGUUCGAUACUCUUAUGUUCUGGGGCCAAAGCGAACUCAACGAGCUGCAAGCUAGUGCUGUCAAGGACAAAGUCGGCAAAGAGUCUGCCGAUGAAAUGUUCAAGACAAAGGUCCUGCCCGUCGUCAAGGCCCAUGAGGAUGUCUUCUACUCUGCUGGUGCUCAGAAGUUGUCUGAUGAACAGAUUGUCGAGCUUGCACACCGCAUGGGCAGUAUCAUCAUGGCCUACGCUUUCGACUUGGAGAACAACGAGGAAGACGAAGAUGAUGAGCAGGAAGGUUGGGUCCAAGACUUGGAAGGCACUCAAGCUAUGGGUAUGGUUCCCAUGGCCGACAUGCUCAACGCCGACGCAGAGUUCAACGCCCACCUGAACCACGGCGAAGACACAUUGACUAUGACUUCGCUGAGAGAGAUCAAGGCUGGCGAGGAAGUUCUCAACUACUACGGCCCACUACCAAACUGCGAUCUCCUGCGUCGUUACGGCUAUACCUCAGCAAAGCACUCAAGAUACGAUGUUGUCGAGGUACCUUGGGAGAUCAUCUCCAGCACCAUCGACAAGAGAUUUACUGGCAAGAAGGGUGCGCUGGACGAGGAUGAAAUGGAAGAGGGCUUUGUUCUCGAGCGCGACUCGGGAGAGCCCGAUGACACUGGCAUCAACACCCACCCAGCAAAAUUCGUCGGCUUCCCUGAAGAACUGGAAGAGCAAGUUUGCCAAGUCAUCGCUCCUGCAAUGGGAAUCAACCUCGACAAGGGACCCAACAAGGUACAGCGUAGACAGCUGAAGCACACUUUCUUCGAGAUCAUGGAUGCGGUUGUUCCUGCUAGACUGGCUCAAUACGGCACCACCGUUGAGCAGGAUGAGCAGCUGUUGAAGAACACUGAUCUGGAGGGAAGGCACAGGAUGGCCGUAUCUGUUCGUCUGGGAGAGAAGCAGCUGUUGAAGGAAGCCAAGGCAUUUAUCCCUGCACAAUUGGAAAAGUACAAGCCUGUGCAAGAAGAGGAGGAAGGCCGCAGUGCUAAGAGACAAAAGAGGUAGAUGUGUGUUUUCGGGUCAUAAAGAGUUUUCUCUCAAUGGACUUUUUGGGCGCUAUAAUACAUGGUUUGAUCUUGCUAGCUAUGUAGCAUUGUCCGACACAAUCUCAAUCCCUUGCAAACAUGAAACCUCCGAAGAACCUUGACAAACCAUCAUGAUCGCACAACGGCAGAACGUUGGCGACGUACUGGUCAGGUCGUACGACCACGAUACAGCCUCUGCGAUCGAUAUCCCUAGCAUUAAAGAUAUCCCUAUGUCCAUCCACAUCUUCAGCACAGAAGACCUUUUCGUAAUCUCUGAGUCCAUACUUUC
Aureobasidium pullulans EXF-150 is the source of this 1908-nucleotide messenger RNA. RefSeq names its product SET domain-containing protein RMS1. Lineage: Eukaryota; Fungi; Ascomycota; Dothideomycetes; Dothideales; Saccotheciaceae. Gene Ontology annotation, biological process: peptidyl-lysine monomethylation. The coding region runs from base 160 to 1599 and encodes 479 amino acids. The transcript has a single exon. Gene Ontology annotation, cellular component: nucleus. The record is from RefSeq and is a predicted model, not a curated record. Gene Ontology annotation, molecular function: protein binding; protein-lysine N-methyltransferase activity.